CGUCGCGUUGAUGAGGUAAUAAGAAACAUGGCGGCGCUCGGUACGGCACGGUGCCUCUUUCGGACCUACUCACGGGUAAAAAAUGGCUCAAAGAGCAAACAAACCGUGGUCAGAUGUGGCACGAGGGCGUUUUGCAGCGGAACACAGGACAGAGCCUCCCCAGAUGUUACAAACCCUCAGUUCACAGACCCAGCUGUGCAGGAAAUCCUCACCAGGAUCACUGGCCUGGACCUGCACAAGGUGUUUAAACCGAUUAAGCAGGAGCUGAAGCCGCCCACAUAUAAGCUCAUGACUGAUGAACAACUGAAGCAGGCGGUGGAGGUGGCUACAGAGCAGGCUAAGAAGCGGCUGCAGAUGCCUCCUGUCCUGCCAGAGAGGAAGCCUAUCAACGAUGUGCUGUCUCACGAUAAAAUCAUUGAAGGCAUGGACAAAGCCAAAUACGUCUUCACAGACAUCACCUACAGCGUCCCACACAGGGAGAGAUUCAUUGUGGUACGGGAGCCCAAUGGGGUCCUUAGAAAGGCCACCUGGGAGGAGAGGGACAGACUUGUUCAGACCUACUUCCCCAAGGAAGGACGUAAAAUCACGCCACCUCUCAUGUUCAAGGAGGAGAACCUCAAGAUGGUGUUUUCCCAGGACCGUCAUGAGGACGUGCUAGAUCUGUGUCUGGUCCAAUUUGAACCUGACUCCUCAGAGUACAUCAGGAUACAUGCAGUCACAUACGAAGAUGUGGAAAAACAUGAAAAAUAUGAGUUGCUGCGUUCUACCAGACACUUUGGAGGAAUGGCCUGGUACCUGGUCCGUGCUCGCAGAGUGGACGGCCUCAUAGUGGACAUGCUGAAGAGAGAGCUGUUUCAGGAUGCUGUGAGCCUCGUGUCUCUGUUCCACAUGGUUCACCCCGACAGUGACUCGGCUAAGGAAGCUGUCAGUCAGCGGGCCACUGGCACCGACCUGCUAAAGAUCUAUGCCCAGAAGGAGUCCCAGAGGUCGGGGUACAUUGAACUGGUCCUGCAGGCGUAUGAACAGACGGCGGCUAAGGGCUCUUCAGCCUGAUGGUCAUUUACUUGUAUUCAGUCACAGGAAAAAGUGAAGAAGUAAAUUUUCUGGUUUAAAUAUGCUGUACUGUGGUCAUCAUUAAGAAUGAGUUACCCGUGCAUUCAUUGAAGGUAUACGUAUAUUCCAUGUGGAGCUUGGGGUUAAGUGUUGUACAUACCAAAAUAAAACCUUUUGUACUUGU
Betta splendens (Siamese fighting fish) is the source of this 1237-nucleotide messenger RNA. It is a transcript of the gene mrps22, whose product is annotated as mitochondrial ribosomal protein S22. The transcript is spliced from 8 exons. The record is from RefSeq and is a predicted model, not a curated record. The coding region runs from base 28 to 1053 and encodes 341 amino acids. Lineage: Eukaryota; Metazoa; Chordata; Actinopteri; Anabantiformes; Osphronemidae. Gene Ontology annotation, molecular function: structural constituent of ribosome. Gene Ontology annotation, cellular component: mitochondrial small ribosomal subunit.